AUGGAUAAACCAAUUCAUAGCGCAGAAUUGAAACUUGUUCUCUUAGGAGAAUCAUCUGUUGGUAAGUCGGCGUUGGUUACACGUUUCACAACCGGAGCGUUUCACAAAAACAAUGCUACAAUUGGAGCCGCGUUCACUACCAAGGUCGUUUCCUGGGAGACUAACGAGGCUAUCAAGCAAGUGAAGUUCGAAAUUUGGGAUACAGCAGGCCAGGAGCGCUAUAGGUCAUUAACACCUAUGUACUAUCGGAAAACGGACGUGGCUUUUGUUGUGUUUGAUGUUACGGACGACGCAACAUUUUCCAAGGCCGGUUCUUGGAUAGAUGAGCUCAAAGGCUACAUGCAAAGUGAAGACGCCCAUGAUAUAAUAAUCAAGCUAGUUGGAAAUAAAACUGACUUGCUAGACCACGUACCCGAUACAACAUUAGAAUGGACACCCGUAAGCGCCAAAACAGGCGAAGGCGUCGCAAACCUCUUCGAGUCCGUGGCUCGAGAAGUACCGUCUUCGAAAUUUACUAUCCCAAACGAAGAACCCCGGCAAAGCAAUGUUAUAAAUGUGGCACCUAGCAGUGAGUCCCCGAAAGGCGCGAAAGCAUGCAACUGUUGA
Lachancea thermotolerans CBS 6340 is the source of this 606-nucleotide messenger RNA. RefSeq names its product Rab family GTPase YPT10 (gene YPT10). The transcript has a single exon. The record is from RefSeq and is a predicted model, not a curated record. Gene Ontology annotation, molecular function: GTPase activity; GTP binding. The coding region runs from base 1 to 606 and encodes 201 amino acids. NCBI's taxonomy places the organism in Eukaryota, Fungi, Ascomycota, Saccharomycetes, Saccharomycetales, Saccharomycetaceae. Gene Ontology annotation, cellular component: late endosome; plasma membrane; endocytic vesicle. Gene Ontology annotation, biological process: protein targeting to vacuole.